This is a messenger RNA of Cherax quadricarinatus, 3823 nucleotides long. It is a transcript of the gene Rbm13, whose product is annotated as RNA-binding motif protein 13. Gene Ontology annotation, biological process: maturation of LSU-rRNA; maturation of 5.8S rRNA. Gene Ontology annotation, cellular component: preribosome, large subunit precursor; nucleolus. NCBI's taxonomy places the organism in Eukaryota, Metazoa, Arthropoda, Malacostraca, Decapoda, Parastacidae. The record is from RefSeq and is a predicted model, not a curated record.
UAUAAUAAGCUCGUAGUUGUGGAAGCUCAGGUUGUCAACACGGUGGUCCAUGUGCUACCCAGACCUCACAUCAAGACUCACUCAGUAUAUAUAAGCAAACUUACAUCUUUAAUUACAUCCUUCUUUGAGACUUUGAAAAUGCAGAGUGACGACAUUACAUGGAGUAUCAUAAACAAAACAUUUUGUUCUUUUAAAAUCCAAACAAAAAGCCAAAGGUUUUGCAGAAAUGAAUUCAACCUAACUGGGUUAUGCAGUCGCAGCUCCUGUCCUCUUGCGAACACCCAGUAUGCUACAAUUAGAGAAGAGCAAGGAAUCAUUUAUCUGUAUAUGCGUACUGCUGAAAGGGCAUUUUUCCCAGCAAGGCAAUGGGAAAAAGUAAAACUAUCACGGAACUUUGUUAAAGCAUUGCAACAGAUUGAUGAAAAUCUGGUAUUUUGGAAGAAAUAUUUUCGUCAAAAAUGUCGUCAACGUCUGCUCAAGAUCACACAGUACCUGACGCGUAUGAGGAAUCUUAAACUAAGAAGACAAAAGAAAUUGAUUCCUAUAAGGAGAAAAAUUGAUUUGCGAAUCAAAAGACGUGAGGAAAAAGCUCUUAUUGCAGCCAGGAUUGACAAUGCAAUUGAAAAACAACUUCUACAGAGACUUAAAGAUGGAACCUAUGAGCGCAUCUACAACUUUCCUCAAGAAGCAUUUAAUGUUCGACUUGAAGAUGAGGAUGAAGAAGAGAGCGAUAUUGAGGAAGAAGAGGUGGAUGAGAAAUUGGAAGAAGUUGAAACUGAUGAAGAUGUUGAGCAACAGCUUGAAAAAGAAGUUAUGAAGGAAGAAAGAAGACAAGAGAUGGAUAGCGAUGAUGAGAGUGAGGUGGAGCGUGAGUUUGUAGUAGACUUUGAAGAAAGUGAUGAUGAAGAAAUGGAUUUAGAGGAUGCUGCAGAUAAACUGGCCUUAACCUCUGAAGAAGAGGAAGAAGAUUCUGGUGAUGUUGAUAAGGAAAGCAAUGAAGAUGUGUCAGAAUUUUCCUUUAAGCGCAAGAAAUCAGUAAAACCAAGCAGAGCCCCAAAAGUUGUAAAGCAUCGUAGUAAAGCACGACUAGAAGUGGAAUAUGAAGAACCAGAAACCUCUGAUAAAGUCAAAAUUACAUCUUGAGGGAAAAGCAUUAGGAGUUUCAUUAAUGCUAGUUUAUAUAUUCAAAUUGAAAUAUACACAUCAUACAUUAUUGUUGUAUAUUUAAAAUGUUUCAUGAUUAAGUUUCAUGGACAAAAUCUGUGAAUAACUAAAUUUUAUUAAAUUUCAUUGUUAUUUGUAGCCUUUUAAUUUAAUGCUGUUAAUGUCCCAUGCCUAAAGAAGACCAUUAAAUUGUAGAAAGGCUCUUGUUGCAGAGGAGACCCUUUUAGAUAACAUUUCACUCAGACAGUGGGCUUUAUUAAGUCAUACUAGGAAUACAGCAGCAGGUGGAGAAGUGAGGUUAGGUAUCAUUUGUGGUUGUGAUCUUAGAGGAAAUCCAUAUCACCUCUAGGAUGAGAGUGAAUUUUGGAUUCAGGAGUUAGGUUUUCCCUACACAAAUCUUCCAAUAUUCUUUGGGGUUUCCUUAAUGAUUUCUACAUAUAUCUGUUCCAUGAGGAGUGUGUGUUUGUCUCUGUAUAACAGGCAUAGUUCUAAUUGUAUAUUUUCCUUUCAUACUUGUGUUCAAGUGAUGUUCCACCGUGUAGAAUCUGUUGUUAAUGUUUCUGAAAAUUAGUAAGUUUGCGUGAGUCAUACAGCUGUAGACUAGUGUUUUGCCCACCUUUUGAGAUCUUGUACAUGCCUGAUGGUUGACAUUUGAUCUGGUAAGUUUGCAGUGCAUAUGGUUUUCCAGGAUAUAAGACUCGUGUUAGUUUUGAUGAGUUGGAGAACCUGGGAUUGGUUGUCAGCUACACUACCACUAAAUGAAAAGAUUUGCUGGAUGUUCCCAGUGUUCCCAAUCAGAUUGUUGAGUAUCUGCAGCUUUAUUUCUACAAUUCAAAAUGAACUAAGAGGGAAAAGGUGUGUGUAUAAUACUUUGUUGCUUUAUUCCUGGAAUGUCUUAAUUAAUAAAGGCCCUUGUGUGGGUGAAAAGUUAAUAAUAAAAGGCUUUCUCUGCACCAAAUGUCUUCCUACCAUAGCCGUUAAUUAUACCUGCCAUAUAACAUGACCAUUUUAUGUACAGUGUAACUAAUGGAAAUUUACAUGUCAGUAUUUUUUUUUUUCUUACACGUCAGCCGUCUCCUACCACGGUAGGUGACCAUCAUUCACACAUACUCAGUCUUUCCAGAGACAUCCAGAUAUGACAGUUUAGAUGUCACUCCAAGCAGCCAUUAUCCCAAACCCCUCCUUUAAAGUGCAGGCAUUGUACUUAGUGUCCAAGACUCAAGUCCGGCUAACCGGUUUUCCCGAAUCCCUUCACAAAAUAUUACCCUGCUCACACUGCAACAGCUCGUCAAGUCCCAAAAACUAUUUGUCUCCACUCCUGUUUAACACUAUCACAUAUGCCUGCUGUAUGUCCAAGCUCCUUCUCUACAAAAACCUCUCUUAUCUUCUGUCCUUUCCUAGGAUGACUCCUACCCCUCCUUCCCUCCACUACAGAUUUAUUUGCCCAAGUCAUCCUAAUGUGCUCCAUCCUCUCUAAAUGACCAAGCUACCUCAACAAGCCCUCCUCAGCUCUGAAUAAUACUUUUAGCAACUCAGCACCUCCUCUUAAUUUCCACACUACAAAUUCUCUGCAUAAUAUUUACACCACACAUUGCCCUUAGACACAGAAUCUCCACUGCCUCCGGCCUCCUCCUUGCUGCAACAUUCACAACCCAUGCUUCACACUCGUAUAAGAGUGUUGGUACCACUAUAUUCUCAUACAUUCUAUGGUUUACCUCGUCCUUCAUAAACCCAUCCGCUGACAAAUCUACUCCCAAAUAUCUGAACACAUUCACUUCUUUCAUACUCCCUCCCUCCAAUCUAAUAUCCAAUUUUUCUCUAACUCAUUCAAUACCCACAUCACCUUACUUUUAUCUAUGUUCACUUUCAACUUUCUUCCUUUACACACCCUCCCAAACUCGUCCACUAACCUUUUCAUUACUUACCUUAAACUAUUUGCAUCCUUAGCUUGCAGUUAGUAGUGAAUGUAUGUGUUGUAGGAAGUCUGAAUAAAUGAAGAGUGGGUAUAAAUGAAAACCACUGUAUUAGUGAAACGGUGUAUUAUGAAAUGCUGUAAAGCGGGGCCCUUCUGUAUAAUAAUGUUAUUUGUCCCUCAUUAAAACAUUUUGUACAUGUACUUAAAUUACAAUAUUUUUAUGUAUCCUAGGCAGUAGGUUGUUAAACAGCAACCAUCUAGGGAGGUAUUACCAUCCUGCCAAGUGAGUGUAAAAUGGAAACCUGUAAUUUUUUUAAAUGAUGGUAGGAUUGCUGGUGUCUUUUCUUUUCUGUCUCAUAAACACAGGGAUAAUGGGUUUAUCUUGAUACUGCUACUUAAACUUAUGUCACACUACAUAUUCAUGUUCACUCAUAUAUAUUUACACACCCAUCUGGGCUUUCUCGUAUUUUAUUAAUAGUUCUUUUUCUUCUUUAUUAUAAUCUUAUCUCCUUGGGGAAGUGGAAAAGAAUUAUUCCUCUGUGUUGUAAGAGGCAACUAAAAUGCCAGGAGCAAGGGGCUAGUAACCCCUUCUGUAUAAAUUACUAAAUUUAAAAAGAAAAACUUGUAUUUCUUUUAAGGUCACUCUUCCUUGGUGGGAUAUUGCCGGUUUAUUAAAAACAAAAAAAUUGUAUCUAGUAUUCUAAAUUUAAUGUUAUCUUGCCAAAAUUAAAUUUUUAAAUUAUU